Bicyclus anynana (squinting bush brown) is the source of this 5874-nucleotide messenger RNA. RefSeq names its product GPI ethanolamine phosphate transferase 3 (gene PIG-O). Gene Ontology annotation, cellular component: endoplasmic reticulum membrane. NCBI's taxonomy places the organism in Eukaryota, Metazoa, Arthropoda, Insecta, Lepidoptera, Nymphalidae. The coding region runs from base 151 to 3006 and encodes 951 amino acids. The transcript is spliced from 10 exons. The record is from RefSeq and is a predicted model, not a curated record. Gene Ontology annotation, molecular function: mannose-ethanolamine phosphotransferase activity. Gene Ontology annotation, biological process: GPI anchor biosynthetic process.
CAGGGCAGGGUAUUUCAUAUUUCAAAUUCAAUUCAAAUUUAAAAAAAAAGAAAAAAAAUUCAUGGGGUGUUCAAUAGAAACAAGUAUUUUAAAAAAGAUUUUGUAGCUAAAUAGGUCCAUGUGUACCAUCGUUUUGUGUAUGGGAAAAACAUGAAAAUGAAAGAAAAAUGGAACUUUAUUAUAUAUUUAGUAUGGUUCUCAUAUCUUAUCCUCUCGGCUGUUCUUAUGUUCGGUCAGGGGUUUCUUCUAUCUCGUAAAACAUUAAGCGAUGUAUCAGAAUGUGUACCAUUAGAGAAGUUUGGUUGCGACGGACAUGAAAACUCCAGCAUAAAGCUUCCAUGCAGCGAUGAUGAUAAAAUUCGCCGGAUAUUGUCGUACUCCGGUUCACCUAUAGUAUGCGCUCCAAAGAAGAAUAAAGUGGCAUUGAUUUUAGUGGACGCAUUGCGCUACGAUUUUACAGAAUACGAUAAAAACAAUGCCAGUCCAUUGUAUUACCAGAAUCGGCUGCCAGUUAUUCGUAGGACUGUGGAUAAAUGGCCAAAUCGAGCGAGAAUUUUCCGAUUUAUGGCUGAUCCUCCAACCACUACGCUUCAGCGGAUCAAGGCUUUAGUGACGGGCUCCUUGCCCACUUUUGUUGAUAUGAGUUCUAAUUUUGCUGCUAUGGAGAUACAAGAAGACAAUGUUAUUGACCAGAUAGUGAAUCAAGGUAACAAGGCAGUACUGUUGGGAGAUGAUACCUGGGCCAGACUGAUGCCGUCAAGAUGGCACCGUUCCCAUGCACUAUACUCAUUCCAUACUUGGGACCUUGAUACCGUUGAUAAUGAAGUGGACUCCAAAAUCUAUGAUGAACUAAAGAAGACCGACUGGGACCUACUUGUGGCACACUACCUUGGUGUUGAUCAUGCGGGCCAUAGAUAUGGACCCAAUCACCCAGAGAUGGCGAGGAAAUUAAAAGAAACAAAUGCUAGGAUUGAGAAAUUCAUUGAGGCACUUCCUCAGGAUGUUAUACUGUAUGUCAUAGGAGACCACGGGAUGACUGAAACAGACUCACAAGAAUGGAAAAGUACAGAUGGUGACCAUGGCGGUGAAAGUAAAGCUGAACGUACGGCGGCACUUUUCGCUUACUAUGGGUUGGGUUUCGCUGGUGACGAAUCAGACAGGGCAAUUGGUAGGGAGGUGCAACAGACUGACUUAGCGCCCACAGUCAGUGCCGCCUUGGGGAGACCGCCACCUGCGCCGUCGCUAGGCAACCUCCUGCUGCCUGUUCUACCGAAUAUGCCUGUAACACAUACGUUGUUGCAUUUGAGCAAUAAUUUGAAACAGGUAACUCAAUAUCUCGUGAGAUACGGGGAGGAAUCUCAACAAAUCUCGUCAGAUAAACUGGCACAGUUGAUAAACGCCACGAGAGCACAGAUAGACCUAGCCACGGAAGUUUACACUCAACCAGAACUCCGGGCCUAUAUUUCUGAUGUUAGAAACCUAAUGGAUAAAGUGCGAGGAGCGUUCCGCGAAGUCUGGGUCGAAUUUGACUCUUUGGCCAUGCUUAGAGCACUGUUAUUGUUGCUGUUAGCUGUAUUCUUUAACUGGAUAGUCACUGAAGGCAUCCCUGUUGAACAUAUUCCUAAUGUAUUCAGCAGUACUUUCGUCCCAAGCGGUUUAAUAGCUAUGGCUGUUUGCAUCAGCUUUUGUUUCACAUUGGACUAUUUCGAAAUGAUAGAUAAUUUAGGGCAUGCGAUAAUUUUGAGCACGGGUCUAGUAUCGGGGGCUAUGACAUGCUUACUAGUUAUAACCCACUGGGAUGGUAUAACCCAGAGAUGGUCCGAAGGUCGCUCGCAGUUUUACGAACGGUUCGCUCGGACUGCGUUAUUUGCUUCUGCAGCCAUUUUGGUAUCGAAUAGUUACAUAAUUGAGGAAGGUGCUACGUUGUCGUAUUUAGCGUUAACUGUUUUGGGUUUGUUGGCAUGGAAUGUGAGGACGAUGAAGUCUUUGUUGCUGUGGGCUGGUUUCGGUUUUGUUAUGGUAUUGACUAGAUCUUAUAGAGGGUGUAGGGAGGAGCAAGGAGAUUGUUGGACCUCAGGAGAAGGGAUUUCUACGGGUAACGCGUCUAGAGCAGCUUUGGUGUUAGCGUUGGGUUCUGUGGCGGCUGUUAUAGCGAUCGCUAGACGCCAUGUUGGAUGGAGAGGCUAUGGGGUAGUUAUAGCUGGUAUAUUCGCUUGUUCUCACUGGGCAGUUGGCUGGGGUUCUUUGGGUUCUCCGAGUAGGUCGAGAAUGUUGGCCAGAGGUGCUUGGUUGGUUAUUGUGGCCAUGUUCGCUCUUUUGUGGAAGAAGGACGGCAAAGGUCCGACUAUGCCGUUGGUUGUUGGCGGUUUGCUGUUAUAUUUGGCGAAUACUUUGGUGCUGGGUGCCGCGUUUGCUCCAACGGCCGGCUUGGCACUGCUCUCUGGGUUCAUUGCGCUGAAUGUCGUCCCGAUGUUGAAGACUGAAGGCUCGACCAAAUUUUCGUUGACCACAAGAUGCAGUUCCAGCAUGGCCUGUCUAUGGGCGUUGCUGGCGUCGUACCAUUUCUAUGGGACAGGUCACCAUGCGACGUUGGGCCACGUGCGCUGGGCGGCCGUGUUCCACGCCGGUGACCCCAACUAUACGCCGUUGGGGACACCCAUAUCAGUUGCGUUGAUGUUUGUUUAUUUGUUUGGCAUGCCGCUGAUGUUCGGCGCGACGGUGCCGCUGCUGGCGCUGUGGGGCCGCAACGGCGCAGGCAGCCUCGGGCCGCGCACGCAGCUGCUGGCCGUGUUCUCUCUGUGCCUCAAGUUCGCGCUGUGCUUCGCUGUCAGAGUAUUCGCGUGCGCUUUGUCAGCCACGAUCCACUGUCGUCACCUCAUGAUAUGGGGCGUUUUUACACCAAAAUUGUUGUUCGAAGUUGGGUCAUGCACCGCGGCGCUCUUGGGCGCUCUCAUAGGUGCCACGCUAACAGCUUGGCACGUUCCCAGCCAAGUACGAAGCAGUUGACAAGAGAGAUUUAUGGUCAGUGUACAAAACCGUACCAUAGACAAUUAAAGUUUGACAGUACAUUUUUUUUUUUUACUAGUGAGAUUAAAUCGUAGACAGAGUAUAAAUAGACUGAUUAGCGUGCUUUUGUCAGUCAAAAAAUAUUCGAUUGGCAGCAGCAUUAUACAUUCAUACCAAGCUAACAUUUUACUCCGAAACUAUUUAGUCACUGGCACCAGUUCCAGGCCAGCGCCAUCUAGUGCCACUACUGCACAACUGUUUCUAUUCCUUAGAAAUUUACGUUUACGUUUACGCGAUCGUCACAGUAUGAAAACAUUGAAAACUCCCACUAGGCACUCAGGUCGGGCGGGUCAGUAUACAUUGAGACCGACUCACCUGAAGGUCACAGUAGUGAGCCAGAUUUUGGCGUGAUUAUUAACUGACUUCAUAAAAAGGAGGAGGUUCACAAUUCGACUGUGUAUAUUUCAUAUCACAACACUAUGCCUCGAUAAUCGGUACUAUACCACCCGGCAUAACACUGAAUAUCGAAUCGCUUUCAGAUUUUUCGCUGUCCAUCCACAAGUUGUUCCCUUUUUUGAGAGAAUUCUACGGAUACUAUCAAUGCGUCUAUUUACUUCUCUGUCUACGCAAACAAUGUAUUAAAAUACAUCAGCGCACCGCUUUGGUAUUAGUUUAAUAGUACGAGAUCCGGCAUAAGAAGUAAAUACCCUCAUCUGAUAUUUUUUUAGGAUAAGAAAUAAAUAAUAGAAUAUACCCAAAAUAAUUGUAAACUGCUUUCACACUGUGGGGUUGUCAGAUAUAAAAUGUUAAGUAAUGUUAUUAAUAUACCCCAUCAGUCUGUACUGAGUCGUCUAAUAUGUCAAACGAAAGCUUAUUUUAUGCUUAAUUUAACUUUAUUAGCUUGCCUUUGAUCUAAUUCAUGGUUUCCUAGAUUUUGUAUGUAUAAAAAAUGUGUCUGGCUGCAAUUUAAUUUAGACAACCUAUUUGCAAUCUGUCCCUGUAAAUAUUUUUCUACUAUAUAAAAAUAAGUCGGGUUUUCCUUCCUGACGCUAUAAGUCUAGAACGCACGAACCGAUUUCCACGGUUUUGCAUUUGUUGGAAAAUAGCAAAGAAAAUUAGGGGUAGGGUUGUUGGUAGGGAAGGGGUAGGGUAUGGAUAGGUUAGGGUGGGGCUACUUUCACGCGGACGAAGUCGCGGGCGUCCGCUAGUUAUCUAUAAUUUUUUUCUUAUCACUAAUAAAUAACAGAUGAGGGUAUAUAUUUUUAAUGCCGGAUCUUAUACCAUAAGCUUGGACGCAGUAGUCUCUAGAGGAUUUGAGUGGUACAAUGAAUAUCAACUCGCAGACGAUAUUAACACAUCCAUGUAUGUGUAAAUAAUUUAUACAUUUCUUAAAUAAAUACAAUAGAAUAAUUCGCUGUCCAAAUUGUCAGGUGUGUAAAAUACUCGCUUAAAGUCAUAGAAGUGCAAAAGUUACACUUGAUCUUUAAACUUUUUGUUGAAGAUUUUGGAAAAUAUUGUAUCAAAAAUUAAAAAUAAGAAAUAUUUUUGAAAUUAUUUAAUUAUAAUUUAAUUUUCCUAAUAAGUUAGAUAUACAUAUAAAAGUUCACUGUGAAUAAUAUAUUUCAUUGAGUCAAUUAUUUCACAAUGGUAAGCCAUUUUCCGUUUCGGCUGCAAAAAUAUGACGAAAUGAAAUAUCGACAUACAUUUUUGUUCUUUCACGGGUUGUUUUUAUUGUUGUUAUAAUUUUAAGUGGUAUACCUAUUAUAUAAAUAAACUGUUUGUAUACAAUUAUCACUGGUAUAGCUUGUUCAGAAAAAUAAAAAAAAAUCCCGCUAUGUUGCGGAAAAGAGGAAUUAAUUUCUUCUAUUACUAAGCACAUACUGCUAAAAAUUACUUGCGCCACUUUAUAUUUCUGGUCCUACAUAGUCCUUGGGCGCAAAAACACAUUGCCUAGUGGGAGUUUUCAAAGUUUUCAUACUGUGACGAUCGCGUAAACGUAAACGCGAAUUUCUAAAAAAUUGAAACAGCGCCAACUAGUGGCACUACUGCACAACUGUUUAAAUUCCUUAGAAAUUCGGGUUAACGUUUACGCGAUCGUCACAGUAUAAAAACUUUAAAAACUCCCACUAGGCACUGUGUUUUAGCGCCCAAGGACUAUCUAUGUAGGGCCAGAAAUAUAAAAGCAAUAGUAUGAAAACAUUGAAAACUGCCACUAGGCACUCUGAACAGUAAAGGGGCCAUACUCAUCACAGAGAGGUUUGAUUGAAUGGAUCGGAACAAUUUAAGUCUUGGACUUUUGAUCGAAUACGCUGCAUAUCAACGAUAUUUUAUAGCACUGGCCCGCAGUAUACGAUGCCUCGCAUCAUAGACCGCAUUUUUAUUUAAACAAUGUUCGCCAUCUUUUAUAAAUAUGACCAAUAUUCUCAUUUCCCUCCAACUAGUCAGUCGGGAAAGACGGUAUUAGAACCACCACCCCUCGGUGAUGAGUCCGACCACUCUUACCGUUGAGCUAUUGGGGUUCAAUUAGGUUAUAUCUAUGAAGAGUUUCAGAGAUAAAUACUCAAUAAGUCAAUAAAUUUAAAACCUCAAUACUUACUUUGAUCCCUGCCAGUGGAGGAAACCUUGAAGAUCCAUUUUAGUGACAAGAUUUGCAGCGAAUUCGCUCUUUCUGCAUAAGGCUUUAGGGUCGUAUGUUAAUCAACACUGCCAUUUAUUUUGCUUAUUCCACAGUAUUAUACAGAUUGUUACAUUUAUUAUUUAGAAUAAUAUUUAUAAAAUGGUUAUAAAUAAUGUAUAGUUAUUAAGUAUACCUAAUUAAUUUUAUUUCGUUACCUGCUAUACAAGAUAAUAAAGACAGUGUUUACUGCA